Molecule: messenger RNA, 2347 nt
Organism: Erigeron canadensis
Lineage: Eukaryota; Viridiplantae; Streptophyta; Magnoliopsida; Asterales; Asteraceae
Product: C2 domain-containing protein At1g53590-like
Exons: 12
Coding region: 1-2175 (724 amino acids)
Molecular function (GO): lipid binding
Source: RefSeq, a predicted model, not a curated record
AUGGAUGUAAAACAGGGUUCAAUGAUCCAUCAUAUUGGCAUUGUGUUACUUUUAAUCUGGUUACUUUCUUCAUUCAAUUACUGUCACCCAUUGGUUUACUUUGUUUGCUUCAUAUAUCUAUACAUGGUUCAUGAUCGUUAUGCGAUGAGAUUGAGAAGAAAGGUACAUUUCGAGGAGAGAAAGCAAGCUAACCAAAAGAGGGUACUUUCUGAUUCUGAGUCAGUACGGUGGUUGAACCAUAUGAUUGAAAGGAUCUGGCCCAUCUGUAUGGAAAAAAUCAUAUCACAAAAAAUUCUACUUCCUAUUGUACCUUGGUUCUUGCAGAAGUACAAACCGUGGACUGUUAAAGAAGCUGUCGUUCAGAGUUUAUACUUAGGAAGAUCACCACCCAUGUUUACAGAAAUGAGGGUGUGUCGUCAAUCUACCGGUGAUGAUCAUUUGGUUCUUGAGGUGGGGAUGAAUUUCCGGACAGCCGAUGACAUGAAUGCUACACUUGCUGUAAAAUUAACGAGAAGAUUGGGGUUUGGAAUGUGGGCAAAGUUGCAUCUAACUGGAAUGCAUCUUGAAGGAAAGGUAUUGGUUGGUGUGAAAUUUCUUCCAAAAUGGCCUUUUCUUGGACGGCUAAGACUCUGCUUUCUGGAGCCACCAUACUUUCAGGUGACCGUGAAACCUAUUUUUGCUCAUGGGCUGGAUGUUACUGAAUUACCUGGGAUCGCCGGAUGGCUGGAUAAACUUCUCACACUUGCAUUUGAGGAGACACUUGUUGAGCCUAAUAUGUUGGUGGUGGAUGUUGAGAAACUUGUUUCGCCUCAGCCAGAAUCUUGGUUUUCUGUUGAUGCAAAAGAGCCUGUUGCUUAUAUCUUAGUAGAGAUUGUUGAAGCCUCUGACAUGAAACCAUCAGACCUGAACGGGCUCGCUGAUCCUUAUGUCAAAGGCCAGCUUGGAGCUUAUAGGUUUAGAACUAAAACACAAAGGAAAACAUUAUCUCCAAAAUGGCAGGAGGAAUUCAGGAUCCCAAUCACUACUUGGGAAUCGCCCAAUCUUCUUAUGAUACAAGUUCGUGACAAGGAUCACUUCCUUGACGACAUCCUUGGUGAUUGCUCUGUAAAGAUCAAUGAUCUUAGAGGUGGCCAAAGACACGACAUGUGGUUACCUCUACAAAACAUCAAAACGGGAAGAUUGCAUAUUGCGAUAGAAGUUACUGAAGUGGACACAAAGGUAACGGAACCACCAUGUGAUGGUGAUGCAUCAAGCGACGAGUCAAAGGAAGGUACUUCUCCACUUGGUGUGGACCAGAAAGAAGCCGAGCUUGGUCCACUGGCAGAUGACUUUGAACCUAUUGAUGUUAAUGGUCAACGACAGACCGGCAUAUGGGUUCACCAUCCAGGUACAGAAGUCCCACAAGUGUGGGAACCAAGAAAAGGGAAAAGCAGGGUCCAGAGAGGUAGUGAGUCUCUAGGCAGUAGCACAAAGUCUGGAUCGUUUAUAGACGACAGUAGAGACAGUUUCUCUGAUGAUAGUCUUGAAGGUAAUAAAAUAAGUGCAAGAAACAGAGUUAAGAGAGGCUUGAGUAAGAUUGGUUUAGCUCUCAACAGAACUCUUAAAACCGAGAAUGAUAAAUCAAAAAGCUUCAAGAAAAUGGAUAACGAGAGCAAUUGGGACUUGCAAACUCCCUCUCCACACCAAAACGUUAGGGCAGUGAAUGCAAAUGGGGUCACAGUCAACUUGGUCAUGGAGGAAAACAUGCUCUCACCUGGCCAGGACCCAAAAAACAUAGAGGAAAGCGGUCCAGAAAGUCCUAGUAAACGGAAAGUUAAAAACGUGGCAAAAAGUAUUCUGAAACAUGCUGGAAACUCAGCUCGAAGUAUGAAACACGUGCUUUCUGGUAAAGGGUCUAAAAUGAGAAGAGAUGCUGAUUUGGCUGUGGAAUCGGAUUCAUCUUUUGAGGGUUCAUUUCCAUCUCCCGUGUAUGGAGUUCAAGGAGAAGCAAGUCCACAUGUUACCGAGGACACAGUUGAUGAAGUUGAAGAUGAAGAUCUUAUAGACACACCUGAUACAAAUGCUGUGGAUCCAAAACAAGUUGAUGAUAUUGAGGAAGCGAUUAAUGGUUUACAAAGAGACAACGAAAAACCUCUUGAUAAUCUUGAAUGCCCACAAUCUGAACAUCAACCGUGAAAGAAACAGUCGUAUGUUGAAAAUGUUGUAUGCCCACGCUCGUUGACUGUUGUACUUCUCGAAUACGUGUAAAUGGAUAGUUUGUUGAUUGUUUGAUUCUCUGUGUGCACAUUUUUUGUGUUUUAGAUAGGAGGUACUCUUGUAGGUGUUUGGAAUGGGCUUAAAACCUUUC